This is a messenger RNA of Pseudogymnoascus verrucosus, 462 nucleotides long. RefSeq lists its product as uncharacterized. The transcript has a single exon. Bases 1 to 462 code for a protein of 153 amino acids. The record is from RefSeq and is a predicted model, not a curated record. Lineage: Eukaryota; Fungi; Ascomycota; Leotiomycetes; Thelebolales; Thelebolaceae.
AUGGCUGAUCAACCCUUAACAACCUCGCACCGCCUAUCAAGCCAAUCUCCUAUCGGUUAUGCCGCUGAUCCACAGCCUAGAAGUCCUAGUAGUACCACGGACUCCAACAGCUCUAGUGUCUCUGGGCCCAAUCACAAGACUCGCCUCUCUAACUCAGAAAAUAAAAAUGACAGAUCCAAAAUCAUGCUUCGCUGCAAGGAGAUGGCUCUCGGAAAGGCAGAGCUUGACCACAAGCUUCAGAUAUUUCAGCUCCGGUCCAGCUUUAAUAAGGCCGAGCUCGAGCACAGGCCCCAGAAGAUCCGGUCAGAGGGCAUCUAUCAUAAAAGCGAGCGUGAGCUCAAGGUACACAAUGAGGGGAUUUCGGAUGGUGCGGGUCAAUUGAUAGGAGGCAUAGGGUGUUUUAUGCUCGCUGUGCUCUUUAUGGUGAGCAAGGCGCUGUCGGCUGCAGCUGCGCCUAAGUAG